Cladocopium goreaui is the source of this 1665-nucleotide messenger RNA. NCBI's taxonomy places the organism in Eukaryota, Dinophyceae, Suessiales, Symbiodiniaceae. The record is from the annotation of a GenBank genome assembly.
AUGUCCCUGGCGUCCCACGAGAGCAUGGAGGAGAUUCGGGAGGCGGUGCAGGAGAAGAUGCUGCAGAGCAAGGUGAUUCAUCCCCACGCGACCUUCAAGAUCGUUUGGGAUUUGUUUGGGAUGAUCUUCCUACUGCGUGACAUUUUCUUCAUUCCACUGCAGCUCUUCAACAUUCCGGACACCUAUGUCAUCGAGUGGUUGGACAACGCAUCGCUGAUCUUUUGGUCCAUCGAUAUCAUCUUGUCCUUCUUCACCGGUUAUUAUGAGAAAGGUCGUUUGGAGCUACACCACAAGAGGAUCGCAUGCAACUACAUCAAGACCUGGUUCUUCCUCGAUGUGGUGGUGGUCGGAAUCGACUGGUGGUUCCAGACACAGCAGAACGCUGGAUCGGCUGAAGGUGUUGCACGGGUCACAAAAUCGAUUCGUUCGGCGCGGUUUUUGAGGAUGUUUCGGCUCAUCCGUGAGUUCACCCGAGCUUUGACGUUGAUCUCCCCAUUGAUUUUCCCAGUCCAAGGACUGAGCAAGAUGAGCAAGGUGUCCGUUUUGCUACGAGAGCAGAUCAGCUCAGAGGCCGGUCUCAUCUACUUCGGCAUUCUUUUGGUGAUUCUUCGAAUGUUCGUUUUGCAGCAUAUCAUCGCAUGCGGUUGGUAUGGGAUUGGAGAUUUUGCGGAAGAGACAGAAGGAAAGAGUUGGAUCUUGUGCCUCGUCCAACUCGAGCGCACCUUCAACUAUCAAUAUAGCACCUGUCUUCAUUGGGCGUUCGCCCAGCUGGGAAUUGGUUCCGUGGAAAUUGAUCCAGAGACAACUCAAGAGCGAAUCUUUUGUAUUGCGGUGGCCUUCGUUGGCCUCAUCAGUUUCUCCACACUCGUCAGUACCGUCACAUCUCUGAUGAGUAACUUGCAGAAGGCACAAGAUCAGGAGCAGCAGCUCUUUCGCGAUCUGCGGCAUUUUCUGCAUCAGAAUGACAUCCCCAUCGAUUUGAGUCAACGCGUGACGCGCUUCAUUCAACACGCCUACCGAGCGCAGACCUCCAGAAGUGUCGACAGCGAGGUGGCGAUUUUCGGAUUGCUGUCCAAGUCGCUGAAGGCGGAGCUUCAGUUCACGCGCUACCGGCAUUGCCUCUUUAGCUUGGCGCUCUGCAAGAAGAUGUUGGUAGCAGAGGAACACAGCAAUGCCGAGAUGGUGGCCCAGCAUGUGGCGGUGAAAACCCUCACCACGCUGCAGUUGGCCCAAAACGAUUUUAUUUUCACCCGGGGCACCGUGGCACGGACCUGUUAUUGUGCCCUGGAAGAUAAUCUGGAGUAUAUCAUCGAUCGACACAACCGGAGCUCUGUAUCCGUGGGGAUGUGCAUCGCAGAGAUGGCGCUAUGGACGCCAUGGGUCUACCUCGGCGGGUUGGUCUCCAAAGAGAUGAGCAGAGUGGUGGCCAUCGAUGUGGAGGCGUUCUGUCAAACUGUGGCCGAAAUGCACGAUAUCAAGGAACAGGCCAUCUAUUUGGCCCAGAAUAUAAUUGAGGAGAUGAACACCGCAAGUGAAUUGAACGACCUUUGGCAAUUCCAUGUAGAGGACUCAAGUCAACUGGGAGCAGAUCCCAGUGAAGUGAUCAAUCCACUCAGUCCGCUGGUGCGAUACUGGGCACGUCACUUGGCUACGCGGUCAGUUUAG